Molecule: messenger RNA, 2787 nt
Organism: Perognathus longimembris pacificus (Pacific pocket mouse)
Lineage: Eukaryota; Metazoa; Chordata; Mammalia; Rodentia; Heteromyidae
Gene: Aacs
Product: acetoacetyl-CoA synthetase
Exons: 18
Coding region: 109-2127 (672 amino acids)
Biological process (GO): positive regulation of insulin secretion; lipid metabolic process
Cellular component (GO): cytosol
Molecular function (GO): acetoacetate-CoA ligase activity
Source: RefSeq, a predicted model, not a curated record
CGGCUCAGAGUCGCGCUGCCGGGGUUGGGGUGGUCCGCUUCGUCCCUCGGCCCCGCGUCUCCCCUCGGCCUCCAGUCCCCGCCGCCGUCCGCUGCCCCCGCCGCAGCCAUGUCCAAGCAGGCGCCGGCCGGGCGCGAGGAGAUCAUGGAGUGCCAGGUGAUGUGGGAGCCGGACAGCAAGAAGAACACGCAGAUGGAUCGUUUCCGGGCGGCGGCCGCCGCCGCCUGCGGCCUGGCGCUCGAGAAUUAUGACGAUCUUUACCAUUGGUCAGUGGAGUCAUAUUCGGACUUCUGGGCAGAGUUCUGGAAAUUCAGUGGGAUUGUCUUCUCACGCAUGUACGAUGAGGUUGUGGACACAUCGAAAGGGAUCGCAGAUGUCCCUGAGUGGUUCAAGGGCAGCCGCCUGAACUACGCAGAGAACCUCCUUCGGCACAAGGAGAACGACAGGGUUGCCCUCUACGUGGCACGGGAAGGCCGAGAGGAGAUCGUGAAGGUGACCUUCCAGGAGCUGCGGCAGCAGGUGGCUUUGUUUGCAGCGGCCAUGCGGAAGAUGGGAGUGAGGAAAGGAGACCGGGUGGUGGGAUACUUACCCAACAGCGAGCACGCUGUGAAGGCCAUGCUGGCUGCCGCGAGCAUUGGCGCCAUCUGGAGCUCCACGUCCCCAGACUUCGGUGUGAACGGUGUGCUGGACCGGUUUUCUCAAAUUCAGCCGAAGCUCAUCUUCUCGGUGGAGGCCGUGGUCUACAAUGGCAAGGAACAUGGCCACCUAGGGAAGCUGCAACAGGUGGUGAAAGGCCUGCCAGACCUGAAGAAGGUGGUGGUGAUCCCUUAUGUCACCACUAGAGACAAGAUAGACAUUUCCAAGAUCCCACACAGUGUGUUUCUGGAUGACUUCCUCGCUCACGCGCUGGGUGAGCCGGCCCCCCAGCUGGAGUUUGAGCAGCUGCCCUUCAGCCACCCGCUCUUCAUCAUGUUCUCCUCGGGCACUACCGGAGCGCCCAAGUGCAUGGUGCACUCUGCUGGGGGCACCCUCAUCCAGCACCUGAAGGAGCACAUGCUGCAUGGAAACACAGCCCGCAGCGACAUUCUACUCUACUACACCACGGUUGGCUGGAUGAUGUGGAACUGGAUGGUGUCCGCCCUGGCCACCGGCGCAUCAGUGGUCCUGUACGACGGCUCCCCGCUGGUCCCCACGCCCACCGUGCUAUGGGACCUAGUGGACAGGAUUGGCAUCACCAUCCUGGGGACGGGUGCCAAGUGGCUGUCCGUGCUGGAAGAAAAGGACCUGAAGCCAGCGGAAACCCACAAUCUCCACACACUCCAUACCAUCCUGUCCACCGGCUCCCCGCUGAAAGCCCAGAGCUACGAGUACGUCUACAAGUGCAUCAAGAGCAGUGUGCUCCUGGGCUCCAUCUCAGGUGGCACCGAUAUCAUCUCUUGCUUCAUGGGCCAGAAUGUGUCGGUCCCAGUGUACAAGGGGGAGAUCCAGGCACGGAACCUGGCCAUGGCCGUGGAGGCCUGGGAUGAGGAAGGCAGGGCCGUGUGGGGGGAGAGCGGGGAGCUGGUGUGCACGAAGCCCCUCCCCUGCCAGCCUACACACUUCUGGAAUGACGAGAAUGGGAGCAAGUACCGGAAGGCAUAUUUUUCCAAGUUCCCAGGCGUGUGGGCACACGGUGACUACUGCAGAAUCAACCCCAGGACGGGGGGCAUCGUCAUGCUGGGCCGCAGUGACGGCACACUCAACCCCAACGGCGUGCGGUUCGGCAGCUCCGAGAUCUACAACAUCGUGGAGGCCUUCGAGGAGGUGGAGGACAGCCUGUGUGUCCCCCAGUACAACAGGGACGGCGAGGAGAGGGUGAUCCUCUUUCUGAAGAUGGCCUCCGGCCACGCCUUUGGGCCUGACCUGGUGAAGCGCAUCCGGGACGCCAUCCGCAUCGGCCUGUCUGCGCGCCACGUCCCCAGCCUCAUCCUGGAGACGCAGGGCAUCCCGUACACGCUCAACGGCAAGAAGGUGGAGGUGGCAGUGAAGCAGGUGAUGGCCGGCAGGGCCGUGGAGCACCGAGGUGCGUUCUCCAACCCCGAGACCCUGGAUUUGUACCGGGGCAUCCCCGAGCUGCAGGACUUCUGAGUAGGGCAGCGUGCCCUGAAGUGCAUGUGUGCACUGGGCUUCUGGAAACUUCUGGGAAGGACUUGGACACGGAAGCCGUGUCUGCUCAGUCUGGGGACCUGGUCUCCACGCUGGGGCGGGCCCAACCAUGCCGGCAGGUGCUUACCUGGUGAGGGGUGGCCCAGGCCUGGCGGCGCACACCGGACGAGCCCAUCUUCCACUCCACUCUGCCCUGUGAUGGGCCCGCGCUGCCCUGCAGCCCGCUGAUCACCGCCUGGAGCCCGGCGGCGCCGGCCUGGUGGGCGCCGUCCUCCCCCUGCUGGCCACCGCGAGCGGGCUCCGUCACUCCAGCUGUCCAGCGCCUCCCGGGCAGGCAUUCCCCGCGGGCGUGGGCGCACGCGCCAGUGCGGCGCCCGGAGCCCUGGUGGGGCCCGGGUGGUCACCCCGAAUCAGUCGCAGGACACCGGGCGGUGAGGCCUCCGUCCGAGCUCCAGCCCACACCAUGGCGCCUGGCCCGGGGCCGCAGGCGCGGUGCCUGGCGGUGACCAAGGCAGGAAAUCUCUUGUGUGGUUUUGUAUUUCGUAAGAACUGAGCACAACAAAAUGCCCUUUGGAUUAUAAAACUGUAGGGGAAAGUGCUAUGAAGACUUUUAUGCAAUAAACAUGUGCGUGCGCACCUGUA